UGAUACUUUUGUAGUUCUUCCUGAUCUUACAAAAGGUGGCCAUGUUGUUUUUGGAAAGAAUUCCGAUAGACCUAGGGAGGAGGUUCAGGAGGUGAUCUAUCGGCAGUCAAUGGAUCAUGAGGAAGGCUCCAAGCUUCAGGAGGGCUCCUCAGGUGGCUCCUUGUUGCUAGCUACAUGGAUAACUCCAUCCAGUUCAAUCCAUGCCAGGCUCUUGCAAGUCACUGUAAGCCUACCUAGGACCAGAGGGCAAAACCCAGCCCUUCUAUAGAGGUGCAAGGAGCAGAGGGUACUAGAUCACUCUAACCAAGAAAAGGUCACCAGAAAGGUUAACAAGACAAAACAAUCAAUUGGCAAGUUAAAUAGAACAAAGAAAAUGAGACACGAUACACUGAACUGGGUGAACUAUCCAGUCAUGGAGCAGUUUACUCACUCAUUGCACCUGUGCAUUGCCAGAUGGCUGUGUACCUAGCUUGUUGAUCCUCCAGCUAGACAACUCCAGUCAUUUAGCCAGUGCACAUAUAUAGAAAUAGAUCAGGUAGGCCACACUCAUGCAGUUAUACUCAGUAAGCCAUCUUGGAUGUGGGGAGCCGAGAUGGGAGCUAACGAGCAUGGAGUCUGUGUUGGCAACGAGGCUGUGUGGACCAAACUUCAGUCUGACGAGGAUAUCGUAGAAAGACUUCUGGGAAUGGACCUGGUGAGAUUGGCUUUAGAGCGCAGUAGUACAGCAGAAAUGGCAGUGGAUGUUAUCACUUCAUUGCUCGAGAAGCAUGGUCAAGGGGGCCCUUGCUCGGACGAAGAUCCUAGCUUUGUAUACCACAAUAGUUUUCUUAUUGCUGACCAUAAUGAAUCCUGGAUCUUGGAGACUGCUGGCAAUCAUUGGGCUGCUGAACAAGUCAAAAGUGGCUACAGGAAUAUUAGUAACGCAUUGAGUAUUGGGACUAAAAUAGAUAAGAUGAGUGAAGGCUUGAAGGAACUAGCACAAGAGAAGGGAUGGUGGGAUGGUACUGGAGACUUCAACUUCUCUGAGGCAUUUUCAUCAAGUGGAGACUCGUCAGGAGGAAGGAAAGAGUGUGGCGAAAAGCUUUUGGCUCGGCUCUCUGAAGGAGGUGACUUUACCUUGACACAAAUGUUUGAGAUCCUCCGCGACAAGGAAUCUGGAAUUUGCCGUGGCAUAGACCAUGAUCAUCCUACUGCUGGUAGUAUGGUGUCUGUUAUUAGUCAUGGUUCUGGACGGCCUAGUUGCCAUUGGUUUACUGGGACACCUGAUCCCCAGCGUUCGGUGUUUAAGCCAUUUAUCUUCACUGACAAUGUCAAGAUCUCGCCACGAAUUCAGAGCCCUAAGAUUCCUGAUGAUGAGGAUCCUGCAAAGGUUAUUCCUCGAUUUGCUAAGCAAGUAAAUCGAACACACUUGCUGUAUCGACGUCAACAGGCUGCUACCAAGGACGGUGGCAGUAUUGUUGAAACAUUACGGGACCUGGAGAGAAAGUGUGUGCAAGAAACUGAAGCCUGCCUUCAGAACUUUGAUCCAGAAAGGCUGUCUGAGAUGGACGACUUAUUUAAAGAUUGUGUUGAUUCAGAGCUCAAGUUUUAUAAGUAAGGAUUUUUUUUAUUUUUUUUUUUUUUAACAAUUGGUUAUGAAAUUUAUAUACUGGGUAUUUUUUGUGCUGUUUUUCUUGCUAAUUUCAAGGGAGUAAAACAGGCAGUGUUUUAAUCCAGUAUGGUUCUUUCAUAACAUGUUUUGGUAGUUAUUAAAAUAUAUCUAGAGGCCCAGACGGCCAAUUCAAGGAGAGCAAUUUAUCGUUGAAAAUGAAACGUCACCAACACAAUUUGCAAGCAAUCUCUGAUGGAUUUAAAUCUCCUGUAGCAUUUGUGGACAGGAUCUUUGCUUUUCCUCUACAUUGUGGGUGUUUACUCAUAAUGUGGAUUGAACACCAUAGCCUCAUGAUGAGUUCUUCCAGCAGAUUCAUAACAUAUAUAUUGAACAUUAAAUUAGUAAACAUUUUUUUAUACUAUUGUACGCUAGUGUUAUUAGUAGUCACUGUUAGAGCAGUAUUGCAGUCAAGAAUUGAUUGCUUGAUAGAAAUCUGUGACACUUUUUCAAGAAUAUUAAAUUUUUUGUAAAUUCUAAUUCUACUGUAUAUCAAUGAGAAAAAUAUAUUUUCUUAUUGAUAUUCAGUAUAUAAUAAAUUUCACAACUGCAAAUGUGGCAAAUUAAAUUUGCAUAGUACAGUACUUAUGAAUUGGUGAUGAAAAAGAACUACUGUAUUUGCUGUACUGUAUUAAACAUGAUUUUAAUGUGACUUUAGAAGAGUGUGUUGAAUUUAAACUAAAAAAAUGUGAGAAUAUGUAGAGUUGAAAAUGAAUAACUUAAUUUUCAUUGGAGUGACUUGCAUUAAUAUAUUCCGAAGUCUUCUAGACUGUCAUUGAUACUGCAAUUAACUUUCAGGAAUAUAAAGGUUUUAUUAAUGCCUAGAAAUGUUUUGCCUGUAUUACAGUAUGUACUGUGUUUAAGAAUUUGGGUGCUUAUGAGCAUAUUGAAUGUAAAACUAAGUGAAAAGAGAGCACUUGAAAUAGGCAUGAUGAGUGGUAAUAGCAUGUCAUGUGUAUGUUGUUAUAAUAAACUUUGUGCUACAGAGCAAAAUGCUGUUUUUUUUUUUUAUCUCUGAAAUUGAUAAAUAACAGUGAGUGUUCACCUGCGCUAUGUACGAAACAUUUUAAUGCGCGAGGCAGUGUUACUUCCGAUACUGGUGAUAUGUUUAGGGUCGGAGUAAAUUCGUGUAUUUAUGGGAUGAGAGUAAUGUAGUUGUGAAAGUGUGUUUUUUCUUUUAAACACACUUGAUUUUAAUAUAACUUUUUAAAUAAUUUUUUAGGCUCAUUUUAGCUGAUGUUGAUCAUGAUGUGAUCUGCACGGUAUACAUUAGUAUCUUGGUUAACCAUAUCUUUAUUUCCAUUUUUUUUUGGUUUGGUCUAAUUUCCAGGUAAUUUUUUUUAUAAUUUGAAGGUUCACACCUUUUUUUUUUUUGCAUUUGCUAUUUAUAUCCAUUUACAUUAUUUACUUCUCUGCGGGCAUGAUACAACAAAAGGGAUAACUUGAAUUGGUUGCAGUUAAUGUAGGAAUAUCAGUUACCUACACUGCUUGCAAUUAGAAACCUGAAGUAACAGUUUAUGGAACACCUCCAGAGCAGACUGUUGAUAUAAAUAAGUAAUAAAUCCUAGGGAUAGCAUGUAUGAGGUAGCUAACCUGUGGGUCGUAACUCCGAAGUGCCAAGGCUAUACAUAAUUAUUAUGAUUUACAAGCAGUAUGUAAACAACUAGAAGAUACACGAGUUAGUUGCAGGUUUGCUUGGCACUAACACUAUUCAACAUUUUUUAUGGUAGAAACCAAAGAUCAUGGUGAUAUUACCUUUUAAGAGAGUUUCAUAUUUUGUACUUGAACGCAAAUGUUCUUUUCUGUUUUCUUACUAAAUGCUCUCAUAUAAUUAAUAUUUAGAGAGGCGAAAGGUAAGUUUAGCAAGGGUGAUGAGAUUUUCUUUGGGGCUGGGGUUAAGGAUUAAUUGUUCUUGGUAGGGGGAGUUAUUCCAAUUCAUGCAAAACGUUUGGCAUCAUAGCUUUUACUAGAUUACAUAUCACUGUUUUGAAAUCUUGUGUGCUAAUUGUAUUUUGUACUUGACUGUAUCUCUAUUUGAUUGUGUCAUGCGCUUAAUUGUAUCUAGUACUCUCCCACACCAGAAAGUGACUUAUAAUGGAGCCUCACAGGAAACUGUUGCCUGCAAAAGCUAUAUACAUAUAGAUUUAUAUGUAUAUAAACUAUACAGUCUAUAUAUAUAUAAAUAGAUUUUUGCAGAAGUUGAACUUUAAAUUUUGGUGUAGAUUUUGUAGUUUAAAUUUAUAUUAUUCAUAAAUUAAAGUGAUGUAUUUUUAGUAGUUUUGUCUUAAUUCAUUAUAUUGUAUAAUUUAAAGUUUUAUUGAAGAUGUUUAGGAACUCAAUCAUCUGGUUCGUUUUAAUGUUCACACCUAUGAAAGAUUCAUUGGUGUUUUGUCAACAUUUUCUCUGAUAUGCAUUAAGUGACAGAUGAUAAGCCAUAAAUAUAUUCUAGAAUUCUAGAAGUUAGAAUUCCCAUGUCAUAAAUUUUGAUGCUUAUAAUAGGUCUUGUGUUAUUGUAACGGAAAAUAACCAAAAUAUUCAGUGCUUGAAAUUCUAGUCGUGGGAGCAUCAGAUAAUUGGUAUAUGUAGGUGGAUAAGCGAUGCUUUCGUGCAUUAUUAACGUACAGUAUAGGACAAAUUAAGAUGUUUUAAUAAUCUGAAAUGACGUAUGUUUGAUAGGGAUUAAGGUAAUGGGAUUUCCCCGAGCUUAAGUACCAAUAAGGCCACCAUGAAGUAAUAACUUUAGGACUUAGGUGGGGGGGGGGGUGUUUGUCUUAAGUCAUGGUCAAAUUUUGACGUAAGAUUGAUUAUUGACGUAAGAUUGAUUAUGGUUUUGUCUUUUUUUUAAACAGUACAGUAUAGAAGGGUUGAUUUCUGGCAUACCUCCCCAUGAACCAUAGUAUGGUAUUGUCUAUUGCAUGUCACGAAUUAAGCUUGCUUGAAAAUUUUGUAGUAUUGGAGAUGGGUAAGAGUACUGUUCAAGUUGCUGUGUCAUUAAUGGCAACUUGACCAAAUUGGUUCUUGACAUUUAUUGUCAAAUACAAAUAAUAUAAGUUGUCUUACAUUGGUUUCAUUUCCUAAAGCGUAAGUUUUGUUGUAAAAAUUUGUAUAAGAAACCAUCCAGUUGUAAAUGAUCGUGUCAAAACCCAAUUUGGUUAAGCAUAGCUCGUUACAAUCUAUUUCUGGCCAUGUCGAUAAGUUACAUGUUGUUUUUAUGAAAUUUGAGCUUCUCCUGCCAAGUUUUAUUUGAAUAUUUUUGUUAUUUCUUGGAAACUGGUUUUGUAAACACAAAAAUGCCUCUGCUAAGGAGUUAAAUUUCAGUGUUUAGGUUUUACUGUUGUUGAUUAACAAUACGGUCCAUUAAGACCAUAGGUUUGAGUACGCUUGGUAGGUGAACCCUUUCUUCAAGAGUAUUAUAGAGCAUGGAACUGAAUUCCUAACUAUAUAUACAUAAAUAACAAUUUCAGAUUUGUUUGGUCCCACAAAAUUUAGCACUAAACCCCUAUGCACUACUACUGUCAAGAAUGACAUGUCUUGUUCCCAAAACUGUAGCAGGAGUCCCCCACUUCACCUAUCCAUAAUAAAGCCUGCAACUUGUAAA
Messenger RNA from Procambarus clarkii (red swamp crayfish), 5246 nucleotides. Its product is annotated as secernin-3. Gene Ontology annotation, biological process: proteolysis. Gene Ontology annotation, molecular function: cysteine-type exopeptidase activity; dipeptidase activity. The record is from RefSeq and is a predicted model, not a curated record. NCBI's taxonomy places the organism in Eukaryota, Metazoa, Arthropoda, Malacostraca, Decapoda, Cambaridae.